Molecule: messenger RNA, 1191 nt
Organism: Acanthocheilonema viteae
Lineage: Eukaryota; Metazoa; Nematoda; Chromadorea; Rhabditida; Onchocercidae
Source: the annotation of a GenBank genome assembly
AUGUUGGUAUCAGCGUUUUCUGCUUCUGCCAGAGUUGUUUAUCGCCUUGAUAAUCGUUACGCAAGGCCUUAUUUGUUGAUACAAUUAGAGUGGGACACUGUUAUGAUGAUAUUAGAUGACGAAUAUAUGGAUGAGGAGAAGCGUUAUUUGGAAGCUGGAAUUGAAGAUUGUAAAAACACUGCGGAACUGAUUGAAAGUUUUAUAGUCAUAUUGGAGGGUAUGAAAUGUGAAUUGCAAGCUCAGGUUGAGCAUUUAGAGGCCAGACAGUUUGAGCGUACCAAUUUUAUAAAAAUGGUUGAAGUUAUUGGCAAUGUGACGAAAAAAACACAAAGACUGCAAAUAACAGCGAACACUUCAAGCAGUAAUCAGAGCAGUACUUUCAAACAAGCACAAAGAAAACCAAAUAAAACACUUGUUGAGAAAUUGUGUAGACCACCAGCAUCCUUAACAGGUUCAUUUACGAUAGAUCAGGACGACGAUACUAUAACAUUUUUAGAACCAGUGCGUGCUUUAACACUCCAAGACACAACAAUGGAUGACACUGUAAAGGACAAGGACAACAUGGAACAAAUAACAGAUAGUUUGAAGAAAGAUGUAGAAUUAGCACAUAUAUCAGAACCUCCUGCAGUGGAGUCCGAACUUGCUAAACAGUGGAUUCGUGAAGUCGCUUUCAAACAAGCUCAAAGAAAACCAACUGAAACUUUUAUUGAGAAAUCCUGCAGACCACUAGCAUCCCUAACUGGUUCAUUUACGGUGGAUCAAGAUGAAGACACUGAAACAUUUUUGGAACCAAUGCGUGCUUUAACAUUCCAAGACACAACAAUGGAUGACAUUGUAAAGGGCAAGGACAACAUGGAUCAAAUAACAGAUAACUUCAAGAAAAAAGAUGCAGGACCGGUGCGUAUAUCAGAACCUCCUGUGAUGGAAUCCGAACUUGCCAAACAGUGGAUUCGUGAAGUUGCUUUCAAACAAGAUCAAGAUAAAAACACUGUAACAUUCUUGGAACCAGUACGUGUUUUGACAUCUCGAGACAAAACAAUGGAUGACAUUGUAAGAGGCAAAGGCAAUAUGGACCAAAUAACUAAGGGCUUGAAGAAAGAUGUAGGACCAUCAGUACACACAUCAGAAUCUCCUAUAAUGGAGUCUGAACUUGCUAAACAAUGGAUUCGUGAAGUUGCUCAGAAAAUGUAA